AACAUGUUUUAAUGGCAUUUGUUUUCACUUUACCCAGCUGACAACAUUACAAUUAUUCAUAAAUUUAGUUCACCUCGUUUGGAUAUUCUUUUAGCGGUUUAAUUUUGCAAUGCCUAAUAAGAAAAGUGGGCAAAGGAAGAAAGCGGAGAAGCAAAAGAUCCGCCAGAAGCAAAUCCGGGAAGGAAACGAAUCGCUAGAUCUCGGUAAAAUGCCUUGCAACGCGGUUAUGGAAUGCGACAAAUGUAAGAAGAAACAAAAAAGUCGAGCUUUUUGCUAUUUCUGUAUGUCGGUACAGCGGUUGCCGAUGUGCGCUCAUUGCGGGAAGACCAAGUGCCUCCUGAAGACGGGCGACUGCGUUGUAAAACACCCGGGCGUUUUCACAACGGGGAUGGGGAUGGUCGGUGCGAUCUGCGAUUUCUGCGAGUCCUGGGUUUGCCACAGCCGCAAGUGCCUCAGCACGCACGCUUGCAGCUGUCCUCUGCAGAACGCCGUCUGCGCCGAGUGCGAAAGGGGCGUCUGGGACCACGGCGGUCGGAUCUUCAGAUGCUCCUUCUGUUCGGAAUUCCUUUGCGAGGACGACCAGUUCGAACACCAGGCCUCGUGCCAGGUACUGGAGUCGGAGAACUUCAAGUGUCAGUCCUGUAACAAGCUGGGGCAAUACUCCUGCCUGAAAUGCAAAGUAUGCUACUGCGACGACCACGCCAAGAGGAAAGGUUUUAAGUACGACAAGAACAAGCCUCUUCCCUGUCCCAAAUGCGGUUUCGAGAUGUCCCAUACCAAAGAUCUGUCCAUGUCGACUCGAACGCAUAAAUUCGGAAGACAAGCUAGCAAAAUAAACAACUAUGACGACACUUGUGAUGAGUACGGGCAAAAUACCUACGGAGAGAAUGAUACUUACACGGAAGGCGUGCAAGUAUAUGGAAACUCGCAGUCCGAGAGCACAGACGAUGAUUGAUUCAGAUCCAACAAAUGAAAAAUAUUCAAUAAAAUUCUUUCUCUUUUUAACUAUUCAUAACAAUGUAUAGUAUGUUCUUAAUUAAAAUUCCAAACAAUUUUGCCUUCGAUCA
Cimex lectularius (bed bug) is the source of this 1067-nucleotide messenger RNA. RefSeq names its product zinc finger protein 330 homolog. The transcript has a single exon. The record is from RefSeq and is a predicted model, not a curated record. NCBI's taxonomy places the organism in Eukaryota, Metazoa, Arthropoda, Insecta, Hemiptera, Cimicidae. Gene Ontology annotation, molecular function: zinc ion binding. Bases 110 to 955 code for a protein of 281 amino acids. Gene Ontology annotation, cellular component: nucleus.